Molecule: messenger RNA, 2399 nt
Organism: Myotis myotis
Lineage: Eukaryota; Metazoa; Chordata; Mammalia; Chiroptera; Vespertilionidae
Gene: CDKAL1
Product: CDK5 regulatory subunit associated protein 1 like 1
Exons: 17
Coding region: 136-2013 (625 amino acids)
Biological process (GO): tRNA methylthiolation
Cellular component (GO): endoplasmic reticulum
Molecular function (GO): 4 iron, 4 sulfur cluster binding; tRNA (N(6)-L-threonylcarbamoyladenosine(37)-C(2))-methylthiotransferase activity
Source: RefSeq, a predicted model, not a curated record
CGCAGUGGGCGUGGCGGGACGUCAGUAUCAUGGCGAGCUCCAUCUGAAGUCUGCGCGGUCCGAGAGAGGCGAUCCUCAUUUAAGACUGACUCAUCUUUCAAGAGGAUUUGAGACUAAUUGCAGAUAAUCAAGAAGAUGCCUUCUGCAUCCUGUGAUACACUACUGGAUGACAUAGAAGAUAUUGUGUCACAGCAAGACUCAAAGCCACAAGAUAGGCAUUUUUCAAGAAAGCACAUUGUUCCAAAGGCCCGAAGGCGAAAUACCCAAAAAUGUUUGCAAGAGGAAGAUAGUCCACCAAGUGAUAGCACUAUUCCAGGCAUACAGAAAAUUUGGAUACGAACAUGGGGUUGUUCUCAUAAUAAUUCAGAUGGAGAAUAUAUGGCUGGACAACUAGCUGCUUAUGGAUAUAAAAUUACAGAAAAUGCAUCAGACGCAGAUUUAUGGCUCCUGAAUAGUUGCACUGUAAAAAACCCAGCGGAAGACCACUUUAGAAAUUCAAUUAAAAAUGUUUCCACCUCUCUAAACAACCUUAAAGCUUGGUACGCAAAUGGAUUCCGAUGUUGGAAGCUAAAAUCUACCCCAAGUUUCACUCCCAGCCAGGUGACUUGCAUUUCCAGAGACUUGAUAGACAUUAGUGGAUUCUCAGAUUUAGUGUGUCCCACAAGAGCUCAAGAGGAGAACAAGAAGAUAGUGCUGGCUGGAUGUGUUCCUCAAGCCCAGCCGCGCCAGGACUACCUGCAAGGACUGAGUGUCAUAGGGGUUCAACAGAUAGAUCGUGUAGUAGAAGUUGUGGAGGAAACAAUUAAAGGUCACUCCGUGAGACUGCUGGGUCAGAAGAAGGAUAAUGGGAAACGGUUGGGGGGAGCACCGUUGGAUUUGCCGAAGAUUAGAAAGAAUCCACUGAUAGAAAUCAUUUCCAUCAAUACUGGGUGUCUCAAUGCUUGUACCUACUGCAAAACUAAACAUGCCAGAGGAAACUUGGCCAGUUAUCCAAUUGAUGAACUAGUAGACAGAGCCAAACAGUCUUUUCAAGAGGGUGUUUGCGAGAUAUGGUUGACCAGUGAAGACACAGGGGCUUAUGGCAGAGAUAUUGGCACUGAUCUCCCCACGCUGCUGUGGAAGCUGGUUGAAGUGAUUCCUGAGGGAGCAAUGCUGAGGCUGGGCAUGACAAAUCCGCCCUAUAUUUUAGAGCAUCUGGAGGAAAUGGCGAAAGUCCUUAAUCACCCCCGUGUGUAUGCUUUCCUGCACAUACCGGUGCAGUCCGCCUCGGACGCCGUGCUCAUGGCAAUGAAGAGAGAAUACUGCGUGGCUGACUUCAGGAGAGUGGUGGAUUUUCUGAAAGAGAAAGUUCCUGGAAUAACUAUUGCUACAGAUAUUAUCUGUGGUUUUCCUGGAGAAACAGAUCAAGAUUUUCAAGAAACAGUGAAACUUGUUGAAGAGUACAAAUUUCCAAGCCUCUUUAUUAACCAGUUUUACCCAAGACCAGGAACUCCUGCUGCAAAAAUGGAACAAGUUCCAGCACAAGUGAAAAAGCAAAGAACAAAAGAUCUUUCUCGGGUAUUUCACUCUUACAGUCCGUAUGAUCACAAGAUUGGUGAAAGACAACAAGUGUUAGUAACAGAAGAAUCCUUUGAUUCCAAGUUUUAUGUUGCACACAAUCGAUUCUAUGAGCAGGUUUUAGUGCCAAAGUACCCCACAUUCAUGGGGAAAAUGGUCGAAGUGGACAUUUAUGAAUCCGGAAAGCAUUUUAUGAAAGGGCAGCCAGUAGCAGACGCCAAAGUCUACACACCAUCCAUCAGCAAACCAUUAGCCAAAGGAGAAGUCUCAGGCUUGACCGUGGAAUUCAGAAGCAGGCGUGGGGGUCCCCUGAGCUCCCUGUCCCAGUGCGACUCGGCGGGUUCCAGAGUGGGGCUGCGGCUGCGAAGCCUCUGUCAGGACGGAGCAGUGACGGUGUCUGUGGGCCUCGCCCUCUUUGCUCUUCUUUUUGCUCUUUUUGCCAAGCUCUAUAAUUAAAACACAACUAAAUGAAGCAUCUGCGAAGAAGAAUAAAUUCCUAAUUAAAGUCUUCAGUGAACAGGAAGCAACCACAUCAGUUCUCAAAGGGCAGUCAUUUAUACUGGCCUCCUGGCCGCCUUUUAGCCACACUUUUUGGUGAAGCUCACCCUGUCUCACGUGGAGUGGGGCCCACUGGUUAUUUGAGCUCAAACUUCAUAACAGCUGCCAUAGCCUGUCUUUCACUUUAAGCUCCUUUUGGUUUAUUUUUAGCAAGAAAUGCAAGUGGCUGCCUCCUCUUUAAGUCGUCAAUCUUCAGGUCAGAAUCUGACACACAGGAGUGGGCCUGGUCACCUCUUCCUUAGGUGGGGAGACUUUCCAACCUUUAAUAAACAUUUUUAAAUGCA